UCCGGUUUCAUUCUGUUGACAUUUGCAAUACACAAAUUGUGCGUUGCUAAUCUCUUGUUGUGACCGGUAUAUAGACAGAGGCAAACAUGUCAGGAAGAGGCGGAAAGAAAAAAGCAAAGAUUUUAUCAAAAUCAGCACGGUCCGGCGUGCUGUUUCCUGUUGCUAGAAUGCAAAGAUACUUGAAAAGAGACACUCAUCAUUUCCGUAUCGGGUCAGGUGCCCCUGUGUAUAUGGCUGCAGUUAUUGAGUAUUUGACAGCUGAGAUUUUAGAGCUUGCAGGAAAUGCUGCUCGUGACAACAAGAAGACUCGAGUAACCCCAAGACAUAUACUCCUAGCUGUGGCAAAUGAUGAAGAACUUCAUCAGAUGCUUAAACAUGUAACAAUAGCCUCAGGUGGUGUAAUACCUCGCAUACAUCCGGAACUUCUUGUGCGGAAAAAAGGUGGUAAAGUAGUGCUUCCCUCAGCUUCAAAACCAGCAGCAGCCUCAAAACCAGCAGCAAAGACUACAAACUUACUGAAAACCACAAAUAAGAAAGCUAAAGCUCCAGCACCACCUCCAACACCAACAAAGGCAGCAGCUAAAGGGGCCAAGAAAGGGGGAAAGAAGGGGAAGGCUGCUGGGAGUGACAGUACAGAUUCUGCUCCAGCAGCUAAAGGGACAACAGCCGGAGGGUUCACCAUACUUCACGAGAAAAAACUCUUUCUGGGACAAAAGCUGACAGUAUUACAGGGUGAUAUUGUCAAGGUUACAGCAGAUGCCAUUGUUCACCCAACUAGCAGCAAUUUCUAUAUGGGAGGAGAAGUUGGUUCAGCAUUGAAGAAAGCAGGUGGUAAUGAGUUUCAGGAUGAAAUAAAGUCACUACAGUCGUCUCAUGGCUCACUCGACACUGCCAGUGCUGCAAUAUGUCAAGGAAAGAAUUUCCCAGCAAAAUACGUUAUCCACGUAAACAGUCCUGGCUGGGGAUCAAGCAAUGCACAGCAGUUACUGGAUACUGCCACUAAAAAUGUUCUCAAAUUAGCCGACGAGAAAAAUUUGAAAUCUGUAGCUAUUCCAUCAAUUAGUAGUGGAAAUGCUGGAUUUCCAAAGCAGACAGCAGCACAGAUUAUUCUACGUGCCAUCAGCAGCUACUUUGCUUCGAGCAUGGCAAGUUCUAUCAAGCAGGUGUAUUUUGUUCUCUUUGAUGUAGAGAGUGUCACAGUGUAUACAACAGAGCUUCAGAGACUCGACUCAUGAACUAUCCACUACCAUCUGUAGAUGUCAUUGGUUGAGACAGAACUCACGAAACUGUCCACUACUAUUUUACAUUUUUUACUGUUUGUUUGAUAGGAUAUUUAUAUAAAUUAUUGGUGAUGUUCAUAGAAAUGCCUGUUUUAAUUAUUGUUGACUUUAUGUUUGAUAGACAUUAUGGUGUUUAUUGUCUGUUGUUAUGAUAAUAAUGUUGAUGUAAGGUGUACAUCAUUCAAAUUUAUGGGAAACAUCUUAGGAAUGCAUAUAGAUAGAGAAAUGAAUUUAGAAAGUGAACAAAAGAAAAAAAAAUUCCCACGUAUACUUUUUCUUCGCCCUAGUACGGUAUCUUAACCAGAUAAACAAAAG
Messenger RNA from Mercenaria mercenaria, 1595 nucleotides. RefSeq names its product core histone macro-H2A.1-like. Bases 87 to 1235 code for a protein of 382 amino acids. The transcript has 8 exons. Gene Ontology annotation, cellular component: nucleosome. Gene Ontology annotation, molecular function: structural constituent of chromatin; protein heterodimerization activity; DNA binding. NCBI's taxonomy places the organism in Eukaryota, Metazoa, Mollusca, Bivalvia, Venerida, Veneridae. The record is from RefSeq and is a predicted model, not a curated record.